This is a messenger RNA of Gigantopelta aegis, 649 nucleotides long. RefSeq names its product bis(5'-nucleosyl)-tetraphosphatase [asymmetrical]-like. Gene Ontology annotation, biological process: AMP biosynthetic process; ATP biosynthetic process. Bases 49 to 489 code for a protein of 146 amino acids. The transcript has 2 exons. Gene Ontology annotation, molecular function: bis(5'-nucleosyl)-tetraphosphatase (asymmetrical) activity. The record is from RefSeq and is a predicted model, not a curated record. Lineage: Eukaryota; Metazoa; Mollusca; Gastropoda; Neomphalida; Peltospiridae.
UCCGGUGUCAUAAGUGACCGUGACUUGAGUUGACAACAAAUACCUAGCAUGUCAACUGAACUGCACGUUCGUGCUGCCGGGUUUGUACUCUAUCGCAGGGUACACGGCCAUGUGGAGUACCUGUUACUACAGGCGCGGAGCAGGAAACGACACUGGACACCACCGAAAGGUCGCGUUGAUCCAGGCGAGGAGGAGCUGGAGACGGCGUUCAGAGAAACUCGCGAGGAGUCUGGCAUAACUUCACACCAGGUGGACUUGAUCGAGGACUUCAGGCGGGAAAUCCACUACACCGUGCACGGUAACAGGAACAAGAGAGUCAUAUACUGGCUGGCUAAGCUGAAGGACCCAGAAACGGCCGUAACCCUUUCAGACGAACACAUCGCAUAUAGAUGGUGUACUAUUGACGACGCCGUGGACUUCUUACAUAACUACCCCGGUAUGCAGAAACUGAUGCAGGAGGCUGAUGAAUUUAUUCACUCUUCAAAGUGAUAUUUUGAAAGCAGAAUGUAAUUCUGUUUAGUGGAGUUAUAUUUAAAAUGUUAAUCUCGAGUAUAAUUUUUUAAUAUAUAUAUAUACGUACACGUAUAAUACAUAUACAUAUACAUCAGAGAUGGGGUAAUCGUAAUCAGUAAUCGUAAUCGUAAUCGAU